Molecule: messenger RNA, 2832 nt
Organism: Rubroshorea leprosula
Lineage: Eukaryota; Viridiplantae; Streptophyta; Magnoliopsida; Malvales; Dipterocarpaceae
Source: the annotation of a GenBank genome assembly
CUCACCAGUUAGUUCACCUCCCCAUGAUGUAUUCUCUUCUCUAAUCCUCCCCAGAUCUUCCCCUUCCUCCUCCACCCACUACUUUGUCUCUAACAAUGAUGGCAAUCAUAACCCACCUCUCCAAGAAGCUUGCCUCCACUAGAUCCCUAUUCCCUUUUAACCCUCAAUUUCCAAAAACUGUUUCGCAUUGAUGGGUUCUGCAAUUUGGGAACACUAGAUGCAAGGGGAUUUUGGAAUUACUGAUAAACCAAUGGAUGAUUAAAGUAACAAACAGAAUAUGUAAUUCCUUAAUAGGUUGUGGAAUUUUGGAAUGGAGAAAGGAACGCGCAAAUUAUUAUAUAAGGGAAUUAAGAGAACUAAAAAUGCCACAUUUUCAAAAAAAAAAACUUACCCUGUUCAAAGGGCAAAAAAAAAAAAAAAGGGAAAAAAAGCAUUAGCCAGGAAACGAAAAUUGGGUCAUCAUCGACAUCCCUUUCCUUGCCUUUCAACAUUUCCGUCACAUCUUAAAAAAAAAAAAAAAAAUUCCAACGUUUUUAGGCUUACAUUCCAUUACCAAAAGCCAAAAACUUUCAACUGAAGUGAUUUAGACUUGAAAGCUCCCAUCUUUUCAUGUCCAUUGACACUGAUAGUUGAUAUAUCACUUGGCUUGUUCAUGUCCUCUUUUGACCCUUCUAUCUCCAUCUCCUCCGCUUCUUCAUCAUUGUCAAGCACUGUGUUGAAGUAGAGUUAAACCUAAACAAACAUAAAAGACCCUUCACCGGUGAGAGAGAAAAAAUGGGAUCUCUUGGAGUUGAGGCUGCGAGGAAGAAAGCAAUGUGGCUCUAUCCAAAGAUUUUAGGAUUCAACCCUCCUGAGAGAUGGGGGCAUUCUGCCUGCUAUUCCAAUGGGGUUAUUUAUGUAUUUGGGGGAUGUUGUGGGGGCCUGCAUUUCAGUGAUGUUCUAAUGUUAAAUCUCAACACAAUGGUCUGGAACACCCUUGAAACAACAGGUCGUGGACCUGGCCCCAGAGACAGUCACAGUGCUGUUCUUGUGGAAAAUAAGAUGAUAGUGUUUGGGGGCACAAACGGUUUGAGGAAGGUAAACCAUCUUCACGUAUUGGACCUUGAUUCAAAAGAGUGGAUACAACCUGAAUGUAGAGGCACUCCACCUUCUCCUCGCGAAAGUCACACUGCCACACUUAUUGGUAAUGACAAAUUGGUGAUCUUUGGAGGAAGUGGAGAAGGUGAAGCAAAUUACUUGAAUGAUUUGCAUAUUUUGGACCUUAAGACUAUGCAAUGGACUUCCCCUAUGGUGCAGGGUGAUAUUCCCGCCUCCAGGGAUAGUCACAGUGCCAUUGCAAUGGGUAACAAGGUUUUUGUGUAUGGUGGGGACUGUGGUGAUCGAUAUCAUGGAGAUGUGGAGUUGUUUGACAUGGAAACCUUAACUUGGUCAAGGUUAGCUGUUCAAGGCUCUUCUCCGGGAGUUAGAGCAGGACAUGCUGCAGUAAACAUUGGGACGAAGGUUUAUGUGAUAGGAGGGGUUGGAGACAAGCACUACUACAAUGAUGUCUGGAUCCUUGAUGUGAGUGCUUGCUCAUGGUCACGUUUAGACAUUUCCGGCCAGCAACCUCAAGGGAGGUUUUCUCAUACUGCUAUUGUUACAGAAACUGAUAUUGUCAUCUAUGGGGGGUGUGGGGAGGAUGAGCGUCCUCUCAACGAGUUGCUGAUCUUGCAACUUGGAGCAGAGCAUCCAAAUGGUCGUUACAACAUUUCCAUGUGCAAAAUUUUUGGUAACCAUUGGAUCCAGGAAAAAAGGAGACUUCAAAGAGCAGAGGAAAGCAAUGUGAGAACAACAUUUUUCAGUGAUAAUGAAUUGGUAAAGGGUGGAGCUCAUGAACUGGAGCUAGAAACAAAGCAAUCUAGACGCAUCAUUUUGGAUACUUUGCAUCCAAAGAGGAGGAGAACAACAAAUUCAAAGGCAUGGGAGGUUGAAUCAGAACAAGAAGAACAUUCCCUUUCUCUCUCUCAGCAUUCGUCUCCUUCGCAAUCUGAUCAAGAACAAGCCCCAGCACAGAAAGCCACAGAUUCUACAGGAUCUCAAAGAUUUAACAUAUUUAAGUUCCAUCAGAAAUCAAGUGAUUCUCAGACUAACAAUCCUGCAGUUAUCCAGAGAAGUCAACAAAACCUGCACCAUUUGAGAGAGUUUCAAAACCAUCAAAAACCAGAACAAUAUCUCCACUUUGUUCAUGCUGGUAAACAAGAAACUCAGUGCCUGACAGUAGAGCAUAAACCCCCGGAGACAGGGAGUAUACAAAACAUGAUUGGUUCCGAGGUAAGAGGUAAAGUAGAUGCAGCCUUCGAUUCUGGUUUUCUGAUGACAGCAACUGUCAAUGGAAAGAUAUUCAGAGGAGUCUUAUUCGCACCAGGACCGGAGAUCAUCUCUAGAGGAUCAAUGCCAGUUCAAAAUCCUGCAUGGACAAGCCAGACCACUGUUGCUCAUCCAUUCUCAAACUCAAGCAAUGCAGAACCCUUCAAGCCAUCCCAUCAGCCAAUGACACUCACUGUGCCAGAAUCUGGUUACAGCUUCCGGCGAGCUCAGGUGAGCAGGCCUUAUCCCUUCAACGGAGCCACCCAAUCUGUGGCAAAGGAACCAAAGCUGAGAAGUGACCUUCAAGGUGUGGUUUUAACUCUAGGAGGACCUGGAAGUAGUCAUGGCUGAGAUAAUAUAAAAGUGUGGCAUGUGACUAUGUGAGACUCAGAACAUGACAUUUCCUUUGUUUUUCCUUCUUCCUCUCAUGUAAAUCUUGAUAUAUAUGUUGUAAUUUUUCUCCCUCCAUCCCCUACAUCGUUCAUG